CACAAAAAUUAAAUAAUAGCACUCAAAAUCUUGUGCUUUUUCUUAUUAGCUCUGUAGAUGCCCUUCGAAAUUAUUGAAUGGACUUUUUAAUUCUUCUCUCACUUACCCUCGCUAUCCUACUUGGCGCCUCCUUAUUCGUCCACGUCAUAAGCCUACCCACGUGGCCCACUAAGAAGCCUACGUGGCAGACCGGUAGGGACCCUCCUUCGCCGCCAUGCAUUCCCGUAGUCGGCCAUCUACACCUCCUAACGGACAUGCCCCACCACUCCUUCGCACGACUUGCCGACCGACUCGGCCCCGUCUUCCUACUUCGACUCGGCCGAGUUCCGACCCUCGUCAUCUCCUCCGCCCGACUCGCCGGACUCGUCCUCAAAACCCACGACCACGUCUUCGCCAGCCGACCCCAGCUCGUGGCCGCUCAGUACCUCUCUUUCGGCUGCUCAGACGUCACCUUCUCCCGGUACGGGCCUUACUGGCGCCAAGCCCGAAAGAUAUGCGUCACCGAGUUGCUCAGCCCCAAGCGAGUCAACUCUUUUGGGAUCGUCCGGCUCGAGGAGAUGAACCGUAUGUUGAGUCACAUCUCGAGUCGGUGUUUGUCGUCUGAGGUGGUGGACUUGAGCAAGGUGUUGUUUACCUUAGCGAAUGAUAUUCUGUGCCGAGUGGCGUUUGGGAGGAGGUUUCUGGGGGAAGAAGUGGGGUCCGGCGAGGGGCAGAAGAGUCAUUUGGUGAGGGUUUUGGUGGAGACGCAGGAGUUGCUAGGUGGUUUUUGCGUAGGGGACUUUUUCCCGGACUGGAAGUGGAUCAACUCGGUGAGUGGGUUCAAAAGGAGGUUGGAGAAGAACUUGGAAGAUCUGAGAGCGGUUUGCGAUGAAAUAAUAGAAGAACAUUCCUCAGUAGUGAAAACGGCGUCGUUGGAUAGCAGAGAAGAUUUCGUGGACGUGCUUCUUCGGGUGCAGCGGCGAGAUGACUUGGAAGUUCCCAUUACAGAUGACAAUCUUAAAGCUCUUGUUCUGGACAUGUUUGUAGCUGGAACAGAUACAACAUCAGCCACUUUAGAAUGGACAAUGACUGAGCUAGUUAGGCACCCAAAAGUGAUGAAGAAAGCACAAGAAGAAGUUCGAAAAAUCGCUUCAACUGCCGGCAAAGUUGACGAGAGCCAACUUCAGCAUCUUCAUUACAUGAGAGCUGUUGUGAAGGAGGCAAUGCGAUUGCACCCCCCAGUGCCUCUCCUUGUUCCUCGGGAGUCCAUGGCGGACUGCACUCUAGAUGGCUAUGACAUACCUGCAAAAACUCGGGUUCUGAUAAACUCCUACGCCAUAGGAAGGGACCCUAAAUCAUGGGAAAAUCCCCUGGAGUUUAAUCCUGAGAGAUUUGAGGGUUGUAACAUGGAUGUUAAAGAUACAGAUUUCAAGUUUCUACCAUUUGGUGGAGGAAGAAGAGGCUGCCCUGGAUUUACCUUUGGCUUGGCAACAGUUGAGCUUGGACUAGCUCUGCUCUUGUGCCAUUUUGAUUGGAGAUUGCCUGAGGGAGUUAGCACUGAUGAUGUAGACCUUGAUGAGAUUUUCGGGCUCGCCACAAGAAAGAAGACUCCUCUUAUUCUCGUCCCAACUUUGAAUAAGGAUUUCGCAUUAUAGUGAUGCAUUUGUAUUAAAAUUAGUGAUAAGUACUGAUGCACGGUACUUUACUUUCUGCCUAAUUGAGACCCUGCUUCUAUAAUGUCGUUUGUUACUAAGAGCUGCCAUCUGUUUCUUUAUUUGCUGCUGUUGUUGUUUGAGGAUUUCGUGUUCUAAAUAGUUUGUAAUAAGGUCAUGCUAAAACGUUACGUUUGGACCUUUUUAUGUAAUCGUUUCUAUGAUACUUAAGUUUGAAUAAGAAUUCUCGAAGUUCGGUUUAA
Messenger RNA from Humulus lupulus (European hop), 1894 nucleotides. RefSeq names its product tryptamine 5-hydroxylase-like. The transcript has 2 exons. The record is from RefSeq and is a predicted model, not a curated record. Bases 78 to 1634 code for a protein of 518 amino acids. Gene Ontology annotation, molecular function: iron ion binding; monooxygenase activity; oxidoreductase activity, acting on paired donors, with incorporation or reduction of molecular oxygen. Lineage: Eukaryota; Viridiplantae; Streptophyta; Magnoliopsida; Rosales; Cannabaceae.